GUCUACUUUCUGCUGCCCCGAGUACGAACUAAUUGCAUGAUCAUAUUCCUGCAGACCAUGGUACCCAAUGAGGACAGCCGUCUGUGUCGCGAAGUGUUUACCAGUCGACAAUUUGCAGCCCCGCGUACCCGCCUUGAGACCUCGCGGUGUCUGUGCAGGUUCGUUCCACACCAGUCUCGUAUUGGCGCGUUAUAACUUUCAGAUGCUGUGCGGUUCCCUUGCGUUUGGAGAGACGGCUGCUCAACAUAUACACAACCUGCUACAAACACUUUCGUACUUUGCAUAGCCCAACAUUGAACUCUUCGUCCCGACUGCAUACGCUGCUGCCCCAAGUCGAACACGCCGACAUUUGUUCGUACAAACGAUGGUAGUAACGCCAACAUGAGCCUCUUAAUCCGACAGAUAUGGGCGCUCAUUCGCAAGAAUCUGCUGUUGAUAUGCUUGCGACGGCCGAUAUUGACAUUCAUACGCGCCGUAGCGAUUCCACUCGUUGUAGUCCUUGUACUCUCGUAUACGAAAGAAUUCUUUGCAUCACCGCUUAAAUACGGAAUUUCGUCUCCGCACAAUACACGCUCGCUCCAAGAAGGCUUAGCAGUCAGCGACGGUCGUGAUAUCGUGGGUUUCGUCAGCAAUGGAAUGCAAGGCGAUGUCUCCGAACUGAUCGAUGCACUGUCGAAGACCAUAAAAGAUGCUGGGAAAACCCCGAAACAGUUCAACAGUACAGAAGAGCUCUCAAAAGAGUGUGUCUCCAACGGGGUCGAUGGUAGUGGUCGGAAGUGCUUUGGUGCUAUUGUGUUUCUGUCUUCACCAGAACAAGGAACCGAUCAGAGCCCGAAAGGAACCUGGAACUACACCAUCCGUGGGGACCCCUCCGGCGGGUUCACAGAUGUUACACAAGAUCGGAACAAUGCCGAGAUUUACACCAUUCCCCUACAACACGCUGUAGAUGCAGAGAUUGUUUCGCGCUCGAGAUCCGGCCAGGCUGGGUCGUUCCCACAGACAAAAACGGUCGUAUAUACAUCGCAGAACCAGCAAUCUCUGGACAACUCGCGAACGAGCAACUUCCUAGCGCUCUGCAUAUACGCCUUCGGUGUCUUGUACACCUUCACUCUCAUUGGCAUCGUCUAUCAUAUGACGUCUUUUGUCUCCCAUGAGAGAGAGCUUGGCAUGUCUGGCUUGAUUGACGCCAUGAUCCCAGGAGGCUCUAAUAUCCGAGGUCGACUUGCGCGUCAAAUUGCGACAUACAUCUCUUUCGCUCUGGUCUACCUUCCGGGCUGGAUAGCAGUCGGUGUGGUCGUCUCCGUGUUGGCCUUCCCUAAGACCUCGCAAGGCAUUCCUGUUGGUUUCACCAUCUUUGCUGGCCUCGCAUUGACCUCAUUCUCCUUAUUUGGUGCUUCGUUCUUCAAGAAAUCCCAGCUCAGCGGCUCCAUCAUGGUAGUCAUUGCAUUGGUCUUCGCUGUGCUUCCUCAAACGCUCUAUGAACAGACCAGCGUUACUUGCGGUAUCCUAAGCUUCUUGUUUCCUUCGGCGACAUACACCUACUUCAUAACGGGCGCAGCGGUGUUUGAAUCAUACGACUUGAAGAUACAGAUGUGGAGCCAGCCUCCAGGAGAGAUAGAGAGCACCCAACAGUGGCGCUUGAAUAUUGGCAUCCACUGGGUUUUCUUGGCCAUACAGAUCCUAGUGUACCCGAUUCUGGCAUUCCUCGUGGAACACGUACGCUUCUCCACGGCAUCGCCAUACAGGACCUUCGCACAACCGCCCCACGAGCGGGCUCCAACUGUCACAUUAACUUCGUUCACAAAGACAUAUAAAGCGGGAAUCAUGGGAAGAUGUUUCAAGCGUCGCAAAGAUGUGAACGCUGUCACUGACAUGAGCCUCAAUGCAUAUCGCGGCCAGAUACUCUGCCUGCUUGGGCCCAAUGGUAGUGGAAAAAGUACAACUAUGAACUGCAUUGCAGGGCAGCACAAAGUAACAUCCGGUACCGUGGCCAUCGACCCUAGUGGCGGUCUAGGUUACGCACCCCAGAACAAUGUCAUAUGGCCAGAACUCACAGUCGAAGAGCACAUUCGCAUCUUCAGUGAUCUCAAGUGCAUCUCCAAAGUCAAUGACGAAGUCGUUUCGGAACUUGUCCGGAUGUGCGAUCUCCAGAAGAAGUUGCCAUCGAAAGCAAAGACACUCUCUGGUGGGCAGAAGAGAAAGCUUCAGCUUGCUAUGAUGUUCGCCGGAGGAUCUGCUGUAUGCUGCGUGGAUGAAGUUUCAACCGGUCUCGAUCCCAUCUCGCGUCGCAGAAUCUGGGAAAUCCUUCUAGCGGAGCGCCACCGACGGACCAUCAUCAUGACCACGCAUUUCCUUGACGAAGCUGACUACCUGAGUGACAACAUCGUCAUCAUGUACAAAGGCACUUUGAAGGCCGAGGGCACGGCUGCGGCUUUGAAGAACCAGUUCGGACGCGGGUUCACGAUCAAGCUGCCCGAGAACAUCGACGUCGAAGUACCUUUGUCUGGAGCGAUCGAGAAAGAAACGGCGAGGCACCAGGUAGUAUACCGAGUUGCGACACCGGCCCUGGUCACAGAGUUGGUUGAGCAUCUCGAAACAAGGGGAAUUCGCGACUACCAGAUCUCCGGUCCUACCAUGGAAGAACUCUUCUUGAAGGCUACCGGUGAUACGAUUGAGUCGACUGAGGCCAUCACAUCGAAAGACAAACAAGCAGACAAUGCCGAUGAGAUUGAUGAAGUGGUGCCCGUCAAAGCCGUUGAUGAACACUACGAGCUCAUGGACGGGCGACCUAUAUCCGUCAUCAAGCAAUGGUACUUGCUCGUCGGCAAGCGAUUCCGCAUUCUCCGGCGCCGUUAUAUCCCCUAUUUCGUAGCUGUCGCAUUCGCCAUCGUCGGAGCCGGCGUUGCGCCUCUUCUCAUCAAGAGCUUCAAGGAACCCAUGAACUGCCCAACACCAGCGGACCUCUUCAACGAUUACAAUUCAGCAUGGAGAUCUGAUCUUUCUUCCAACUACGCCACUCCUCGCAUUCUGUUCGGUCCUCCCGACAAAGUGAACGACACGCGCCUGGCGCAGAUCGCGACGGUUUACUCUCACAACAACACGGGAUCGGCGGGCUGCGAUUCCACCGUUUCUUAUUGUUCCGACUACGGCUACCACAACACUUCGCAAGUGAAGGACUCUUUGGUCAUGGUGAACACGUACGAGGACUUUAUCAAGAAGAUAGAGCUGUACCAGAACUACCAGUCCGGGACAUACGACUCCAGCAGCCUCCCCGCCAAUUUUUCAUUCAGAGAUACCAGUGUUGACGGCGGAAUCUGGAUGGGCGAUGGCGGUGCCAUCGUUGCCGCCAGCAUCGCAUCACCGGAGAACGUCGCCAUCAUGCUGAAUUUCCUCGACAACAUCGUCACAGGCGUGCCGAUCGCGACGGGCUAUUCCGCCUUUCCAACAGAGUCGGCUCCGCCGAUCUACGACGCCCACUCGCUUAUCUUCAUCGUUUACUACGGCUUGAUCAUGUCUGCGUACCCAGCGUUCUUCGCGCUUUAUCCUACCAACGAAAGGAUCUCCAAUGUCAGGUCGAUGCAGUACUCUAAUGGCAUUCGUCCGCUUCCGCUUUGGCUUUCACAUCUUGCUUUCGAUGGCAUCUUCGUCGUCCUGAUCAGCUCGGUGGCCACUGGCUUGCUUUCAGCUUCUACCCCAGCGUGGUUCGGCCUCGGGUACAUCUGGAUCAUCUUGGUCCUGUAUGGCCUGACCGCGACCCUUCUUUCCUAUGUCAUCUCUAUGUUCGCCAAGUCUGCGGUGACAGCCUGGUUCAUGAUCGCGCUCGGCCAGGUAAUCUUCUACUUCGCGUACCUCGGCGGCCUCAUUGGCGUGCAAUCUUCCUACUCCUAUUUCAAAAUGGAGUCAGUCUUCAACAGCCUCUUCUUCGGCCUCGGCAUCGUCUCUCCAGUCGUGUGUCUCGAGAGAGCCCUCACAAUCGGGCUGACACAGUUCGCCGCACUGUGCAACGGACACAGCGCCGGCUCAAUCUACCUCUUCGGCGGCCCAAUUCUCUACCUCCUAUUGCAGGGCGUCCUCCUCUUCACCAUCCUCCUCUGGUGGGACAGUUCGUUCAAACUGCCUGCCUUUGGGAAACGCAGCGCCGCCCACGAUCCCGAGGCGACGGAAAUGUACUCCAAAGACCUGAUGAACGAGCACAAGCGCCUAGCCUCGGACACCUGCGAUCUGCGCGUGGCCUCCGUGUCCAAGACCUUCGGCAAGAACACGGCCGUCGACGCCGUAACCUUCGGCGUGCAAACGUCGGAGAUCUUCGCGCUGCUUGGUCCCAACGGUGCAGGCAAGAGCACCCUCAUCAGCAUGAUCCGGGGCGACCUGGCGCCCUCGACGGCAGACUCCCAAAUCGCCAUCGCGGGGCACUCCAUCCUGUCGGCGCCCGUCGCCGCGCGCGCAAACCUGGGCGUGUGUCCGCAGUUCGACUCGGCCGACGUGCUCACCGUGACCGAGACACUCGCCUUCUUCGCGCGCAUCCGCGGCGUGCAGGACAUCGCGCACAACGUGACCACCGUCAUCGCGGCUUGCGGCCUCGGGCCGUGGGCGCACCAGCUCGCGCAGAAGCUGUCUGGCGGGACCAAGCGCAAGCUCAGUCUCGCCGUCGCGCUCGUCGGCAACCCGCGCGUGCUGGUCCUCGACGAGCCGUCGUCGGCGCUCGACGCCAAUGCGAAGAGGAACAUGUGGCGCUGUCUGCAGAACAUCGGCAAGGGCCGCGCCGUCGUGCUGACUACGCACAGCAUGGAAGAAGCUGAUGCGCUGGCGGACAGGAUCGGCAUUGUAUCCUCGCGCAUGCUGGCGCUGGGCGAGCGCGAGGACAUGAAGCGUCGAGCGGGAGAUUCGUUUCACGUGCAUCUCGUGUCUGCGUCUGCGCCGCGGACGACCAACGCAGAGCUGCAGCGGAUCAGGGAGUGGAUCGCGUGCACCUUUGCGAACGCAAACGUCAGCCGCGAGACGCAGGGGGGCCAGGUGCGGUUCGAAGUCCCGGCCGAGGGGCGGAGUCUGGGGGGCUUGAUAGCGCUGCUGGAGCGGGAGAAGGACGGCUUGGGCGUUGAGUUCUACACAGUUGGGAAAGCAACUCUGGACGAAGUCUUCGAGAACAUCGUCAAGCGGUAUGGGGAGUACUCGGAGAAGUGAAAUGAGAUGAUCGUUCCGCGAGGUCGCGUUGGAGGCGUUUGAGAUACCACAGGAAAUUAAACAAACAAAGUACGGUAGAUGGAAUAGAGUCAUUACAAC
Paraphaeosphaeria sporulosa is the source of this 5280-nucleotide messenger RNA. RefSeq names its product P-loop containing nucleoside triphosphate hydrolase protein. The coding region runs from base 382 to 5181 and encodes 1599 amino acids. Gene Ontology annotation, molecular function: ATP hydrolysis activity; ABC-type transporter activity; ATP binding. The transcript is spliced from 3 exons. NCBI's taxonomy places the organism in Eukaryota, Fungi, Ascomycota, Dothideomycetes, Pleosporales, Didymosphaeriaceae. Gene Ontology annotation, biological process: transmembrane transport; lipid transport. Gene Ontology annotation, cellular component: intracellular membrane-bounded organelle; membrane. The record is from RefSeq and is a predicted model, not a curated record.